Trichomonas vaginalis G3 is the source of this 189-nucleotide messenger RNA. RefSeq lists its product as uncharacterized. The record is from RefSeq and is a predicted model, not a curated record. The transcript has a single exon. The coding region runs from base 1 to 189 and encodes 62 amino acids. NCBI's taxonomy places the organism in Eukaryota, Parabasalia, Trichomonadida, Trichomonadidae.
AUGAAAGACAAGAAUUUCCAAAUGAGCAUUAAGGAUAAAUGUGAUAGGAAACAGGUAAGAAUAGAUGGUAAACAAACAUGGUGUUAUGUUUUGAAAGAAGAAAUGAAAGGAUUAUAUAAACAGGUUGAACCAAACGAUAAUGAGGAUUCAUUUACUGACGAUGAAAUACCUGUAAAUGAUGCUUUAUAA